Messenger RNA from Aureobasidium namibiae CBS 147.97, 1128 nucleotides. RefSeq lists its product as uncharacterized. NCBI's taxonomy places the organism in Eukaryota, Fungi, Ascomycota, Dothideomycetes, Dothideales, Saccotheciaceae. Bases 1 to 1128 code for a protein of 375 amino acids. The transcript has 2 exons. The record is from RefSeq and is a predicted model, not a curated record.
AUGCCCGUGUCUGGACACGACGACAUCACCGACGACUAUGUCACCGAAAUGCUCAAGCGAGACGCAAAGGCCGUGUCCUCGUCAUCGUCGAGACUCGCUUCACUGAUUGACAAAAGGUGCCAUCCCUCGCGAUCCGCCAAUGCUCCGAAACCAAAUACCACCUUCUUAAGGAACAUCCUCCGCCACACAGACAACCACAACUCGGCCCUGCUCAAGAAAGAAGCCCAAGAAUCAAGACUCCGUCUGCAGAACCUGUCCAACUCUCACUCCCAGCGUCCUGCUCAGCAACUCUACUCUGCCCGAGACAGGCACAACCCCAAGAGGAGACGUCUUGACCCUGCCCAAGACCACUCGAGACCCGACCAGAAGCCUCGCUCCCAUCGUCACCCUUCUCCUGAUGCGAAGGCCACACACUCUCGCUCCCAUCGUCACCCUUCUCCUGAUGCCAAGGCCACACGCUCCCGCUCCCACCGUCGUCACGAAUCACCAGACCGCUCUUCACCACGCCGUAGUCAUAGACACCGUCGCUCGCCCGACUCAAAACGUCACGAAUCAACAAGACACCGCUCAUCUUCACCACGCAACCGCCAUACAAGCACUAGACACCGCUCCCGUUCGCCACGCAAUCGCCAUGCCUCGACUAGACCAUCCAAGUCGUCAGAGGACACGACUCGUCGCCGCAGCGCGAAGCACUCUCCACAAUCCGACGCUUCCGACUCCGAUCCUCUAGAUGCCAUUAUUGGUCCUGCCCCACCGUCAAAUCAUCCAGUCCGUUUACGAGGUCGUGGCACUCAAAACCAUGCUUCGGCCAUCGACUCCCAUUUCUCCUCGAAUUACGACCCGUCUGCCGAUGUGCGACCAGAUCCACAAGAAGACGAUGACUGGGACCAGGCUCUUGAAGCUCUACGGGAUCGCCAGAAAUGGAAACAGCAAGGCGCAGACAGACUCCGUGCAGCUGGUUUCACCGAGAAAGAGGUUAGCAAAUGGGAGAAGGGCGGCGAAAAGUCAGAAGAGGAUGUCGUCUGGACAAAGAAAGGCGAGGGCCGAGAAUGGGAUCGGGGCAAGAUUGUAGACGAGCAUGGUUCGGUGGAUGUCAAGCCAGCAUGGGGCAGGCUGAAAGAUUCUUGA